Megalopta genalis is the source of this 4201-nucleotide messenger RNA. RefSeq lists its product as uncharacterized. The record is from RefSeq and is a predicted model, not a curated record. Lineage: Eukaryota; Metazoa; Arthropoda; Insecta; Hymenoptera; Halictidae.
AACAAUUCAACUAUUCAAUUAUUCAACAAUUCAACAAUUCACCUUCAACUAACUUUCAACUAUUAAAUACCAGCAAUUCAAUCUACUAAAUGUCCUCGACCCAAAAUCGCGAACAGUAAUUAGCAUAAAUAAAUCAAAAAACCGAAAAGUCAGAGAUAACAUCCGGAUCCGACAAAUUUCGCGGGGAAGUACCGCGGAACAAGGCUCGAAAGGCGCUUUACGAAAACACGAUUGACCUUCGGAUAGAGAGCGGCCGAUAAUCGGGCCGAAGUGGCGGCCGAGGACAAGCGAAGACUGCCAAAGUGCUCGGCGGCACGUGGCCAAUAUGUUUCUAUCCGGGAAGUCCCGCGGCCGGUGAGACGGCCGAUUGGCCGCCAUGGUCGCGAGCCCCCAGCCCAACUGACAUUAUUACAGCGCCGCGGCGUCGGAACCGGUGCUGUGCCGUCGGGACACUCACGGGACCAACAUAUACCGGGACCUCGAAGACCCAUUUGCGGGGCAUCUGCGACCGCGAAAAUUUCGCACCGAAACACCUGGCGACAUUGUUCGUGCGGACUGUCCGGAGACCGAGGAGCAGCGGGGACAGUAGAAAUCCUCUCAGUUUAGCGAAUCCUCUCUAGCAGCAGUUGUAAUUGUAUCUUCAGUGGAUCUUCAACGUUGCUGAAUUGUAUCUUCGGUGGAUAGAGUACCGUUGCUAGAUCGUACUAUUCCUGAAUCGUGCAUUUACUGGAUCGCGCCAUUGCUGAAUUGCACCGUCAUUGGACUGUAAAACAUUGCUGAAUUGUAUUAUUUUUGAAUUGUACCGUCGCUGGAUUGAAUCACCACUGGAUUUCAAUAUUGCUGAGUUGGACUGUUCUUGAAUUGCACUGUCAGUGAACUGUGAAACAUUGCUGAAUUGUGCUAUUCUUGAAUUACACCAUCACUGGAUUGCAACAACGUUGCUAAAUUAUACAAUUCUUGAAUUGCACCAUCACUGGAUUGCAACAACGUUGCUGGAUUACACUAUUCUCGAAUUGCACCAUCGCUGAAUUGCAACAUUGCUGAAUCGAACUAUUCUUGAAUUGCGCCACCACUGAAUCGUACACCACACACAUCGCUGGAUAAUAAUAAUAUGGAUAAUAAAUUGCUGAAUUGAACCAUCAACUAUGAACCAAACCAUUGCUGAUUCGUAUCGUUCCUAAAUUGUGCCAUAACUUGGAUUUUAUCAUUGCUGAGUCGAACCGUCAGCGGAGCGCAGCGUUGCCGGAUCCCGUCGAGUCGAUGAAUCGAGGUGCAACGUGUUCAGAAUAAUUCAGGUGUUCGGUAGAUUUGCGGUAAAAAAAACACUGUAUCUUCUCGAAGACGAAGAAUUGGCAUCGGAUCCUCUUCGCAUCUAACCGUCUCACCUAAUUGAAGACACUAUUAAAAAAUCUAAAAAGUGGCAACAGUGGUUCGAGUAGUGUACCGUGCGAAAUCCGCGGCGACCUUACACAGUGUCUUGGAUUUUCUUCUUGAAGGUUAUUUAAUAUUUAUAAACAUUCCGUUCACCCGUGGUUCGCCGGAAUCCAGUGGAAAAACUUGUGAAUCGCGAGAGCUAGAGUGAAAUGAAAACUGUAAUCAAAAAGGUGGCUGUCGAAAAUCCUUUAACCGACCCGUGGAACGAGCGGGCGCCAUUUUGAAGCAGCCGACGCGGUCGGAAGAAACCGGGGAAUCGGAAUCGGACGAGUCCACUCGGGAAGCAGGAAGUUGUGGUCCUACGAUACGUGGCGCGUAGCUUCGCGGUAAGGACCAGUCAUAGUCUUGAACCACCCCCCUCCCCUCUCCCGAGCUCCGGGGCUUCCUCAGCCCAGUCCGCGUUCGAACCACGAAAUUAUCGUUGCAUCGUGCCGGACAAGAGUAACCUCCCCGAGAGUCGCACGCGUCAGACGAAACGCGACUCCGUCGGGCGACGCGGCGAUAGAGGCGAAGAGGCCGCCGAGAAAUCUGCCACAUCCGCGUCGCGGCUCCGGGCGGAUUACGACGUAUUUUUCGAGCGGCGUGGAUAAGUGGCGGCUUUUCGAAGAGGGAAUCGAACGCGGCGCGAACGUGAAAUGGCGCGAAACGACGACGGAAAGAGGACGACGACGCUCGGCGAGGAAAAACGCUGAAACGGGAAACGCUGCGGUGGAAAAGAAAAAGUCGCGACACGUCCUCGAAGGGAUAAACCGUGGAAAUUGUUUAAGGAGAAUUGCGUGGAACUGCGCGGAAAAGUCAACGACGGGGAAUUAAUUGUCUCGCGGAAACACGAGCGAAGAGUGUCGCGAGGUUAACUGGAGAAAAGAAAAGCGAUCGGGGGGUGGUCCUCGACGCGAGAACAAAAGCACUGUUUUGCUGAGGCGACGAAGAGGAGAUCGAGAGGAUAGAUCACGACGCCGUGCAGGCUGAAAGGCCGAAAGUGCCUUUCGGAUCGAUCGCGGAGCGCCGAAGUACGCGCAGCAGCCGACCGCCCGGUGAAGAACGCGUUUGUGUGUCCGGAUAAACACCGGUGGGGGAGGGGGCGAAGGUCGCCGAGAAGAUCGCGCCGGCUGUUUGGCCUUCUCCGUGCCUCUCUGGUGCGGCAGCCAUUUUGGAAGUGGGCAUCGCCUACCGGAAGUGGGCAUCGCGUGGGCGGCGCACCAAAGCAAAGCGAAGCGAAGGAAAGGAAAGGAAAGGGCGAGCAACGGUACACCGGUGAUCGAGAGCCAAGAAAAACGAAAACAAGCCGCCGCCGCUCGCGCAGUGCAGCAAGAAGUCGCGCGCGAGAGUCUGCAGGUGCAAAACACAAUCGAUCUUCCUCGCGGAUAAACGGUCCGGUAAUCGAGCGCCGAGGCCGGAGGAACGACUGCCAGUCCGCGAAAUCGAUCUCCGUGCGCGUUGCAUAAGCCGAUUCCAGCCGGUUUCGCGUUACCAGGACGAUUCUAGGGUUACGGGGGCCGAAAGACACGCGAUAGCGUUAACACUCGGUGAAAUGCCAAUGUUUAUUACGUACGUACGAUUCUACGAUUACUGAAACUGUACAAACACGUUUAUAAAUAAUAUUAUUAUAAAACGUAUUAUUUGUAUACAUGAUAAAUAAUAUUAUUAUAAAACGUAUUAUUUUAAAAAUAGCUAGAAUUCUGAACGAACAUAUUAUCGUUGCUAUUGUUUACGAGGAAUUUGUUCAACGAUUGUGUUCCAUUUGGCAUACGUUAUUAUAAACAAUAUUAUAAAUAAUAUUAUUAUAAAACGUAUUAUUUUAAAAAUAGCUAGAAUUCUGAACGAACAUAUUAUCGUUGCUAUUGUUUACGAGGAAUUUGUUCAACGAUUGUGUUCCAUUUGGCAUAUGUUAUUAUAAACAAUAUUAUUAUAAAAAUCGCUAGAAAUCUGAACGGACAAAUAUUAUCGUUGCUACUAUUUCCGAGGAAUUUGCUCAACAAUUGCGUUUCACUGAGCAUACAUGAAGCUAAAUAAUAUUAUUUAAAACAUAUUAUUAUAAACCAUAUUACAAAAAUAGCUAGAAAUUCGAACGAUCACUGCUACCGCGAAGUAAUAUAAAAUAAAAUAAAACUAACGAAAAUGCGCGCGGAAGCGGUCGACGUCGAGAGGAUCUGCGGUGACGGUCUCUGCUUGAAGCUACCGUCGAACGAACGGACCCUGGAGAUCGUCGGCGACGGCUGCAGCAUCGUGUUGUCGGGGAACUCGGGAACGGUUCGCGUGAUCGGCGACGGAUGUCGGCUGAGGAUCGACUCGAACGUCGGCGACGUCCAGUACAUGGGCGACGGUGGUCGGGUGACCUUGGGCCCGAUGUGCUCGCGGAACAAGGUGAAGUACGUCGGCGACGGUGGCAAGGUGUCCGUCGACGGCGACAAAAAGACGCGGGCCAAGCGGACGGAGAAGACGUCGAAAAAGGAGGAGAACGACUCGAAGGGGAAGAAAGGAACCGACCGGUCCGGGGGGGUGGAGGAGGAGGACAAUGCCGCGAACGCGAAGAAGGAGGCGAGGUCCGCGGGCAGGAAGCGAAAGGAGAAGAUUGUGAAGAUCGUUACCGUGGUGCACUGCGAGCAGGACAUCGUCGGCAGGUGGUUCGUCGAUCCUGGAUCGGUGGUCAGGUCGUGCAAUGGCGUGUUCGCGAAGGUCGAGACCAAGAGGAAGGACAAGGGGAAGUGAAGUGUGCGAGCGGUGUGUUUUCUAGUGGCAUUAUUCGACUGCGGAUUUUAUGCAUUUA